Messenger RNA from Brachypodium distachyon (stiff brome), 1116 nucleotides. RefSeq lists its product as uncharacterized. Gene Ontology annotation, biological process: mitochondrial proton-transporting ATP synthase complex assembly. The record is from RefSeq and is a predicted model, not a curated record. Lineage: Eukaryota; Viridiplantae; Streptophyta; Magnoliopsida; Poales; Poaceae. Bases 75 to 851 code for a protein of 258 amino acids. Gene Ontology annotation, cellular component: mitochondrial inner membrane. The transcript has 7 exons.
GCCCGUUUGGCUUUGCAAAUUGCAACGAGGCAAGCUGCUCGCUGUCUGACCCCAUUAGAUCGGCGGCGGCGGCGAUGAUGCUGACGGCGCGCCGGGCGGCGCGGCCGCUUCUCCGCCUCACCGGCGCCGGUGGUGCUCCGCCGGUACGCGCUGAGUUCACCCGUAGCUUCCUGGAUUUCUUCAAGAAGGGUAACACGGAGGCCAUCGAUGAAGCCAAGGCGAAGGCUAAGGCUAGGCUCAAGGAUGAGAUGAGCAGGGGAUACUUCGAGGACAUCUCCGAGAUCCGUAAGAACGCUGGCAAGAUUGCGACUGCGAGUAAGAUCAUCAUCCCGGAGGUUGCUGCCUUGAAGUUCCCUGAUCUUGCUUUAGAAUCCCCUGAUGCUGGGGCAUUGCAACUGCCCCUUGUCGCGGCUCUUCCAGGAGAGGAUCAUUGUGAGGCUUCUACUACGGUGGUUCCUGAUGUGUCACUGGUGUGCCUUUCUUUUCGUGCAAGCUCACAGAAAAUGGCAGAGUCAUGGAGUCUACCUUUUCUUGAUGCAUUUGGUGCUGGAGGAAGAGUUCAAGCAUAUGAGGUCUCAUUUAUAGAUUCAUGGUUGCUGUCAUCAAGUCCCAUGAGACGCGCAUGCCUCAAGAUGAUGAGGAAAUCAAGUAACCCACAGAGACACGUCGUUUAUGCCUUUGGAGACAACUAUGACUUCAGGAGAAAGCUUCAAAUUCAAAACCUUCUUACUGGGUACAUAUACCUGGUUGAUCGCCUGGGAAGGAUAAGAUGGCAAGGCUUCGGAUCUGCGACGCAGGAAGAGUUGUCAUCACUAACAGCGUGUACCUCCAGUUUGUUAGAUGAAAAAUGAAAUUAGAUGGCUUCUGAAAUACUAUAUUUAUCACUUGGAGUCAGAGAAAUUUUGUUUCCUUCCGGUAUCGGACCUAUCAUGUCUUCUUCCUUUUCCCUUUAUUCCCUGCAUAUUAACGAGGGACAGUUCCUUUCUCACAGAUUUCACAUAUGGACUGGCUUAUUUUCUGCCAUCCAGUCACAUUGUGUAAUAAUAGCAUGGGUUUCUUGCACGGAUUGCAAGCAACUGAAAUAAUCGAAGUCAAAUCCUAGGUUUUUGCCGUUAA